CAGUAAAUUAUACCUUUGUCUUUUGUGUUAUGGAUUAGGAGUUAAACAAAAGACAGACGCAGAAGGACUUAGAACAUGCCAUGCUACUCCGGCAGCAUGAAUCCAUGCAAGAACUGGAGUUCCGCCACCUCAACACAAUUCAGAAGAUGCGCUGUGAGUUGAUCAGAUUGCAGCAUCAAACUGAGCUCACUAACCAGCUGGAAUAUAAUAAGCGAAGAGAACGAGAACUAAGACGAAAGCAUGUCAUGGAAGUUCGACAACAGCCUAAGAGUUUGAAGUCUAAAGAACUCCAAAUAAAAAAGCAGUUUCAGGAUACCUGCAAAAUCCAAACCAGACAGUACAAAGCAUUAAGAAAUCACCUGCUGGAGGCUACACCAAAGAGUGAGCACAAAGCUGUUCUGAAACGGCUCAAGGAGGAACAGACCCGGAAAUUAGCUAUCUUGGCUGAGCAAUAUGAUCACAGCAUUAACGAAAUGCUCUCCACACAAGCCCUGCAUUUGGAUGAAGCACAGGAAGCAGAAUGCCAGGUUUUGAAGAUGCAGCUGCAGCAGGAACUGGAGCUGCUGAAUGCAUAUCAGAGCAAAAUCAAGAUGCAAGCUGAGGCACAACAUGAUCGAGAGCUUCGGGAGCUUGAACAGAGGGUCUCCCGCCGGGGGGCACUCUUAGAACAAAAGGUAUAAGUAAUAGAAGGGAAAAUCAUUGUUUUCAAAUUAGCUUUUGUCAAAAGCGUUUUGUAAAUAUAUUUUCAUGUUGGCAGGGGUCACAUUAGAUUUCUUUCACAAAACCACAUUUCCUGAAUUCUGGUUAUGGCAGCAGUUUUUUCUUUAAAAUUACUGAUUCACUGAUGAACCUUAUCAUUAAUGAGCUCCAGAAAUCAAGG
Molecule: messenger RNA, 880 nt
Organism: Chlorocebus sabaeus (green monkey)
Lineage: Eukaryota; Metazoa; Chordata; Mammalia; Primates; Cercopithecidae
Source: RefSeq, a predicted model, not a curated record